Molecule: messenger RNA, 981 nt
Organism: Mycotypha africana
Lineage: Eukaryota; Fungi; Mucoromycota; Mucoromycetes; Mucorales; Mycotyphaceae
Product: putative hemolysin-III channel protein Izh2
Exons: 6
Coding region: 1-981 (326 amino acids)
Cellular component (GO): membrane
Molecular function (GO): signaling receptor activity
Source: RefSeq, a predicted model, not a curated record
AUGGUGAAAACAGUCCUAUCAAAUGAUUCAGGCAUUCGUAAACGUCUCGAAGAUGACAGUAGUAAUAUUAAACAAGUCAAUGACACAACCAGUUUGCUGAAAAAACCUUAUCAAAAACUCGACAAGAUGGUGUUGACUUGGGAUGAGAUCCCAGAAUGGAUGCGUGACAAUGUAUACAUUAUUAGAGGGUACAGACGGCAAUCCGAUAAUUACAUAGAAUGUUUGAAAAGCAUGUUUUAUCUUCAUAAUGAAUUCGUCAAUAUUUGGAGCCAUCUGUUGACAUUCUUCUUAUUUUUGGGAUUGGGUAUCCAUUUUCUUUGGAGAAAGCCCUUCUACGGCUCAUUAACAACGUUUGACAUCAUCUACUUCUACUUGUUCAUCUGUGGAGCGUUAUUAUGUUUGGGUUUCAGCGCUUGUUUCCAUUGUUUUUCAAACCAUUCAGAGAAAGUAGCAGCAGCCUGGAAUCGUUGCGAUUAUGCGGGAAUUACCUGUUUGAUUGUAGGAUCUUUCUUCCCUGUUAUAUAUUAUGGAUUCCAUUGUCAUCACAUUUUACAAGUCGUGUAUUUGUCCACCGUCAUGGUGUUGGGGUCUAUCACGGCGGCUGUGACAUUAAUGAAGCAUUUCCGUACACCAGCUUAUAGAUGGAUCCGUGCAAGUUUAUUCAUGCUACUAGGUUUAUUUGGACUUAUUCCAACCUUCCACGGAAUCUGGAUUUAUGGCCUCAACAAUGCAAUGAGAACUAUCUCCUUAGGACAUAUGGCGCUUAUGGCAGUUACGUAUAUCAGCGGUGCAUUGAUUUAUGGCUUCCGUUUCCCUGAACGCGCUCGUCCUGGCAAAUUCGAUAUUUUCGGCGCUUCGCAUCAAAUUUUCCAUUUCUGUGUUACCAUAGCCGUUAUUUCGCAUUAUCUGGGAGUUAUGAGCGCCAUGGCUUUCUGGCAUGAUACAUCCAAUGUUGGAUUCUGUCAAGCACUAUUCUUAUAG